GGCGAGAUUGCGAGCGGGGGAGGCGAAGCCAUCGUUGUGUGUCCCUCGCCUCUUCAGCAACCUCACUCCAAAUCCCCUACCUCUACUUGCACUGACGAUGGCUGCCUCGACAAGCAGCAGCAGCGAAAAGCGCCUCGCCCUGGCCGGCAUCAAGGUCGUCGAGUUUGCCGGCCUGGCGCCAGGCCCGCUCGUCGGCAUGAUCCUGGCCGACUUUGGCGCCGACGUCGUCCGCAUCGACCGGGUCGGCAUCACGCUCAACCCCGACUCGCUGUGCCGCGGCAAGCGCUCGCUGGCCAUCUCGCCCAAGCAUCCAAAGGGCUACCUUGCGCUGCGCAAGCUGCUGUCCGAGGCCGACGUCGUCAUCGACCCCUUUCGCCCUGGUGUGCUCGAGCGCCUCGGCCUGGGCCCCGACGACGUGGCCAAGGGCGACAGCGCAAAGGGAAUCAAGGCAAGCGAAAAGUGCAUCUUUGCCCGCAUCACGGGCUUCCAGCGCCAGGGGCCCUAUGCCAACAUGGCCGGGCACGACAUCAACUACGUCGCCCUCUCGGGCCUCCUCAGCUUCGUCGGCGCCGCCGGUGGGCCCCCACAGCCGCCGAUGAACCUGCUCGCCGACUUUGCCGGCGGCUCCCUCAUCUGCGUCGUCGGCAUCCUCGUCGCUCUCGUCGAGCGGUCGUCGUCGGGCAAGGGCCAGGUCGUCGAGGCAGACAUGGUCACGGGCUCGCGGUACAUGGCCAGCUUCGUCUUUCUGUCCAGCUACCUCGCCCACCCCACGUGGGGCGCCGUCAUCAACGAUGGCAAAAACGAGACGAGGGGCCGCAACACGCUCGACGGAGGCGCACCGUGGUACGGUGUGUACAGAACAAGUGAUGGCGGGUGGAUGAGCGUUGGCGCAAUCGAGCCGCAGUUCUACAAGGAGCUCCUGCGCAUCCUCGGCGAACAGGUCCCCUCGCCCAAUGCACCCUCAACAUCGACGCAGCACGACCGCGCAACGUGGCCCGAGCUGCGCCGCUACUUUGAGCAGACGUUUGGCAAAAAGACGCGCGCAGAGUGGAACGCGGCGUUUGUGGGCACCGACGCCUGCUGCGUCGCCGUGCUGGACCGCGAUGAGGCGGCCGUCGACGGUGUUCUCCCUGCUGCGACGCGCGACGACGUGCAGGGUGGCGACGUCAUUGUGCCACACCCGGCCCCGCACCUCACGCGCACACCGGCCAGACUGCCCGGAGGAAGCCCCGGCCAGGACGAGAGCGCAGAGCUGCUCCUCACGCCCGGCGACCACACGACUGAGGUCCUGCAGCAGUGGGGGAACGUCUCGGGGGCCGAGCUGGCCGACCUGUGGAAGAGCGGCGCCGUCGGUGGGCCCGACCCACCGAGCGAGCGCGAGAGCAGACUGUGAAUGUUGUGGUUGCUUCCGUCAAUGUCACCCAGUCUACAAUUAAAAU
Acaromyces ingoldii is the source of this 1439-nucleotide messenger RNA. RefSeq names its product putative alpha-methylacyl-CoA racemase. Gene Ontology annotation, molecular function: catalytic activity. Lineage: Eukaryota; Fungi; Basidiomycota; Exobasidiomycetes; Exobasidiales; Cryptobasidiaceae. The coding region runs from base 98 to 1393 and encodes 431 amino acids. The record is from RefSeq and is a predicted model, not a curated record. The transcript is spliced from 2 exons.